Schistocerca cancellata (South American locust) is the source of this 3903-nucleotide messenger RNA. RefSeq names its product activin receptor type-2A (gene put). The coding region runs from base 883 to 2397 and encodes 504 amino acids. Gene Ontology annotation, molecular function: activin receptor activity; activin binding; ATP binding. Gene Ontology annotation, cellular component: plasma membrane; activin receptor complex. The record is from RefSeq and is a predicted model, not a curated record. Lineage: Eukaryota; Metazoa; Arthropoda; Insecta; Orthoptera; Acrididae. Gene Ontology annotation, biological process: protein phosphorylation; activin receptor signaling pathway; cellular response to growth factor stimulus. The transcript is spliced from 11 exons.
UUUAUCUCGUUAGAAAUAGGUUUUAUUUUUGUGAAAUGCAUCACAUAAUUAAUAAAAAAUAGUCUAUAUCGUUGGUAAUAUUGACACUGUGUUGCCUUGUUAUUUUAGCAUCCGGUAGGCUGUAGAUAUGUGCAAAAAGUGUUAAGGAAAAAAAGUGCGCCAUAUUGCCUGUAGCAAAGUGCUGUGUUUGUCUGCAGUGUGUUGUGAAAUGUGUGUUGUUUGUACGUCUGUGAAGUACUUAAUGGUUUUAGAAGCAAUAAUAAAGUUUACAAAUUGAUGAAUCAUAAUUUGGAGAAAAUGUUUAUACCGUAUUUAUACGAUUCUUGCGUGCGACUAUUCUGGACACAUUGUUCAGUGAGAUCAAAUUAAAUUUUUUAGCAGAGCAAGCGGAAUUCAUGAAGAUUAGACGUAAGCGAAAUGUGUAGUACAAUGCCCCUGACUUUCAGCUUUUGUAAGUGCUUCGUGGAGCUGGACGUCGUUCAUAUUCCAUUGGAUGGCUACAGAAUUAGAGACGAGCGACUUCAUAGUCGCAGGCAGGUUAACAGUAAUGCGACGUUCAGGCAGCUGUAAACAGUUUCGUGUGUUUCACACUGAAAAAGCCCAUACGAAGUCCACAUAGAAAGGAAAAUUGCUUUCUAGUGGAAAUAUGUGUUAAAAUCAAUCAAAUAAAUGGAGACUUUUGUUAAAAGAUAUCCUUUACUUUAUAUCUGUUUACCUCCGUGAGGCCUAAUUUGUGUUCAGGGCCUAUUUAAGUACAAAUAUCCCCACCGUUCAGGUAUUAAGUGCCAAAGCCUCACAGAGACAGUGUGCUAUGAUCAAUGUGACGUUAAGGCAGUCUGUUAAUAGCAUUUGUAAGAGCAGGACGAAAACUCGUCAGAAGCAAUGGUUGGCAGCUGGUGCAUCAAGUCUACAUUCCUGGUCAUCGCAUGCUUCUGUUUCGGGUUUCUGGGUGCCCACGUGCCACACAAGCUGCAAUGUGAGUUCUACAAUCGAUCAUCCUGCAUCAGCCAGGGCUUCGGCUGCGAUGCUGUCCAGGAGUGUGCAGUGCCGGACGCUGGGAAGAACAACUACUGCUACGUCGUCUGGAGCAACAACAGCUUGGGUGAAAUUGUCGUCUCCCUCAAGGGCUGCUUCUUAAGCAAUGUACAGUGCCAGAACCGGACGGAGUGUGUGGAGCAGAACGAAAACCCGAAUCACAAUGUCUUCUUCUGCUGCUGCGAGAGAGACCUCUGCAACCACAACUUCAGCUGGCAGCCGCAACCUGCACCACCUCGACCCACUUCUUUCCCCCCAGUCACGACUCCCAGGAACAGCAGUAUGGUGAGCACAAUAGUCUGCACCAUCGUGCCAGUGGUGCUGUUGGCAGUAGCGAUUGCAGUACUGUACUACGUCUACCGGCAGAGGAAUCUCAGCCACUUCAACGAGGUGCCAAUUGCAGAACCCCAUCCUCUGCCACAACUGUCACCAAUUCUGGAUUUUCGUCCGAUUCAGUUGCUGGAGAUCAAAGCACGGGGUCGCUUCGGUGCUGUCUGGAAGGCACAGUACAAAAAUGAAACUGUUGCUGUCAAGAUCUUCCCACCUCAGGACAAGGAAUCGUGGGCAGCAGAAUACGAGGUAUACCGACUGCCGCGUAUUUCUCACGAGGCGAUCCUGCAGUUUGUCGGUGUGGAGAAACGUGGAGACAACCUGCAGGCGGAGUACUGGCUGAUCACCGCCUUCCACGAGAGGGGCUCACUGUGCGACUACCUCAAAAGUAACCUCGUCACUUGGCCGGAGCUCUGCCGCAUUGCGGAAUCCAUGGCCAGGGGCCUUAUGCACCUGCACGAGGAGAUCCCGUCCCCCAGGGGAGAUCUGCACAAGCCAGCUGUCGCCCACCGUGACUUCAAGUCUAAGAACGUUCUCCUCCGUGCUGAUCUCUCUGCGUGUGUUGCCGACUUUGGACUGGCACUGAUUUUUGUGCCCGGGAAACCCUGUGGAGACACUCACGGCCAGGUGGGAACGCGCCGCUACAUGGCGCCGGAGGUACUCGAAGGCGCCAUAAACUUCUGCCGCGACUCGUUCCUGCGCAUCGACAUGUAUGCGUGUGGCCUGGUGCUGUGGGAAUUGGCAUCGCGGUGCACUGGCCCUGACGGUCCAGUUUCAGAGUAUCUAUUACCUUUUGAAGAGGAAGUCGGACAGCACCCAACUCUCGAAGACAUGCAAGAAUGCGUCGUACAGAAGAAAGUUCGCCCUUGCUUGCGUGAGCACUGGCGCAGUCACCCGGGCAUGGCUGUGCUUUGCGACACCAUAGAGGAAUGUUGGGACCAUGAUGCAGAAGCGAGGCUUUCUGCCAGCUGCGUCGUAGAGAGGCUUUCCAUGCAGGCGAGGUCAAUGUCCUGCACAAAAGAGCACAUUUAAUAAGUGGAUAGCUUCUGUCACAAAUGCAGCCACUAUCGACAGUGUUCGAUUUUGGGGCGGUAAGUCUGCCGUCCACAAAUCUGUCUGGGAAAUGACGGACGUACGCGGAGUGCGUAUUUUUGUCGAGCCGUGUGGGUAUUUGGAGAGCAUCUCUCAUCGUCUCACAUGGUGCCACAGUUUUCUUCUCAUGAGUACGCCUCACCAGCCAAACACAGUAGUUCCUCUGAAUUUUCCUCUGUAAUUUACAUAGCAAAGAUAAAGUCUGCCUUUGAAAGCUGCUCAGAUUACUGCAGACGUUUUGACCUCAUACGGGAGUGUUUCAGUGCUCCUCCGCACUGGAGAGUACUGCUAGAGGUCCGAAGAGUUUCGUUGGGAUGUUUGCAGUGACUAUUUGUACCUCUUCUGUCAGUGACUUGCUUGCUUUGUGGCUAUGCACCUAAACAUUAAAGCAGAGGAGACAGACCUGCUCUUAUAAUUGAACUUGGCACUUUGGAAAUUUAUGCUCAGUAGUAACUGUAUGUGUAUAUAUAUGUAUGUCUUAAUUAUUGUAGCAGGCAGGCAUAUAAUUUGUCUGAAAUAUUUAUGUUGCGGGGCAAAAAAGAGAGACAUAUUUUAGAAUGGCAGACCUGUGCAGGCACAAGGCUGCCAAAGUAAAGAAUUGGCCUAAAUUGUGGUCCAUGGCUAUCACCAGUUUCUUUUUUAAUAAUUGUGCGGAUGGUAAUUCACUGGUGCUAACGACAUAGAUUUUGAAGCUAAACAUUAGUGCCCUCUUUUAACACUGACGUAAAUUGAAUUGUUAUUCUCAUUAUCUCUCACGUAGCCACUGAAAGGACGAGAACAGUAGCUUGUGUAUAGAAAUCCAAAAGAUAUAAAUGUUUGAUAUCUAGUGAAAGACAUUUUGUAUUGUUUAGUUUACUGAAUGUGUAUUAUGUGUACAGCAUACUGGCAAUAAUUUUUAACAUGUUCAUACAUGGAUUUUUCUCAGAAGGAUAUCAAUUUAAAAAAAAGAUCUUUAUAUGGAUGUUAUUUUUAAACACAGUUUUUGAAACAGUAACUUUCAAGGUUUGUGGGAAAUUAACCUUUAGUAUUUGCUCUAAAAAAUUUUCAAAACUCAUGUUUGCCUUACAACAUAGCGACGAAAUGCUUGUCGGGAAAGGAGAUGUGCCGUGACUACCAGCCUUUGAGACAUCAGCAGUGUAUUCUUGUAAAAUAUUGUCUAUGUAAAAUUUGUAGUGUGUAGUGUAAGUGGUUCUCAAUUAACCUCUGUUAUAUUGAAUGCUUUUGCAUUAGAGUGAUUGUUAUGUGUGUCGAGAGAUUUGAUGGUUGCAUACUUUCGUGCAAGAGUAGGUGCGACGUGUAUCCUUAUUAGUUAAUUUUCUUGUAUCAGGUUGUCUACUAUUAUGCAAAAUAACUUUAGUGCUUUGAGUAACAAAUAUUUGGAGUUAUUUUAUUCAUUUAUUUGUGUAAAGGAAUCAUUGUCUUUUUAAUGAAGGUUUGUCUCAGUUU